Molecule: messenger RNA, 4850 nt
Organism: Diceros bicornis minor
Lineage: Eukaryota; Metazoa; Chordata; Mammalia; Perissodactyla; Rhinocerotidae
Gene: UBFD1
Product: ubiquitin family domain containing 1
Exons: 7
Coding region: 133-1062 (309 amino acids)
Molecular function (GO): cadherin binding; RNA binding
Source: RefSeq, a predicted model, not a curated record
GUCUCCAUAGAGACCUCCACCUGUUUCCGGCCAGGCUGUGCGAGAUUAGGGGCUGCUGCGGGGGCCAAUCUCAGCCAGCUCGCCUUUUCCCGGCGGCCUCUGCGGGAGCAGUGGGUGUUGUACACAAUCAUCAUGGCGGCGGCCGGAGCCCCGGAUGGCAUGGAGGAACCUGGCAUGGACACGGAGGCCGAGACGGUGGCGGCCGAGGAGCCCGCGCGGCCCCUCAACUGCGUGGAGGCCGAAGCCGCGGCGGGGGCGGCGACCGAAGACUCCUGCGCGGCGCGAGGCAGCCUGCAGCCGGCCCCGGCCCAGCCCCCUGGGGACCCCGCGGCCCAGGCCUCGGUCAGCAACGGCGAGGACGCGGGCGGCGGCGCGGGGAGGGAGCUGGUGGACCUGAAGAUCAUCUGGAACAAGACUAAGCACGACGUGAAGUUCCCCCUGGACAGCACAGGCUCCGAGCUAAAGCAGAAGAUUCACUCGAUUACAGGUCUCCCGCCUGCCAUGCAGAAAGUCAUGUAUAAAGGACUCGUCCCUGAGGAUAAGACGUUGAGAGAAAUAAAAGUGACCAGCGGGGCCAAGAUCAUGGUUGUUGGCUCCACGAUAAAUGAUGUUUUAGCAGUCAACACGCCCAAAGAUGCUGCGCAGCAGGACGCGAAGGCGGAAGAGAACAAGAAGGAGCCUCUCUGCAGGCAGAAACAACACAGGAAAGUCUUGGAUAAAGGAAAACCCGAAGAUGUGAUGCCAUCUGUUAAGGGUGCCCAGGAGCGCCUGCCAACGGUACCCUUGUCCGGCAUGUACAAUAAGUCCGGAGGGAAAGUGAGACUCACCUUUAAGCUAGAACAAGACCAGCUGUGGAUUGGCACUAAAGAGCGGACUGAGAAAUUGCCCAUGGGCUCCAUUAAAAAUGUGGUCAGUGAACCUAUCGAAGGACAUGAGGACUACCACAUGAUGGCGUUUCAGUUGGGCCCCACGGAAGCCUCUUACUACUGGGUGUACUGGGUUCCAACUCAAUAUGUGGAUGCAAUCAAAGACACUGUGCUGGGGAAGUGGCAGUAUUUUUGAAAGCACUUUCACCUCUGGCCCAGGAGACUGACCCAAAGUGAAGGACAUUGCUGGGAGAGGCCUGCAGCAUCCCUGGAUUUCAGAGUUCUGGAACUUUGUUCAAAAAAAAAAAACCUAUUUCCAGUCUAAGGCGAUGUGGUGACUGAAGCCAGAGGUGAUGUACUUUCACCAUUAGCUUAAUUUUAACUUAAAAUCACCGGUUCCCUUUCUUGCAGUCAGCUUCAUACCAUUUUUAAAGUCAAUACAAUGGAAAUCAAUAAAUCUGAAUUCCGAACAUGUUGUGUGGAAUACUCUUAAGUGUGUUUGAGAGUAGAUCUGCCAAUUUUGUUUAGAAAGGAUUGAUCGAAAGCUUUCUGGUUUUUUUUAAGUGAUUUCAACUGAAAUAUUUUCAUAAAUCUUUGGUUGCAAACAUUUGGACUGCAUUGUAAUGAGUUGGGGUGUUUUUUUUUUUCUUUUUCAUAUAAAAUUGUAUGCAAAAUGGGGGGGUUAGUAAGCCAUAUUUUUCUGUCCAUUGAUUCAGAUUGAAUUCUUUCCCUUUUUUAUUUUCUCACUUCCUAGAUUUGAGUUUUUGUUUAAAAACCCAAAGAUGUCAGUUCCUCUUUUUGUACCUCAUCAAUGCUUCCUUUCCUGGCCUCUCUCCCACCAUGCUGCUGCUUGUGAACGUGCGGUGGGAGAGGAAGAGCUGUCUGGUCCAGGUCGGGGAGCCCUCACACUCGCUGUGGUGUUUGCUGAGCAGCAGAGUCUCUCACGGUGACUCCUGUCUAAACAUCUUGCCCUGUGGGCCUUGAUCUCUGGGGAGUUCCACUGCUGGCUUGAUGGUGUCUGCAGCUCUCACUGAUUGGGCCUUAAGGCCCAGCCUGGCAUGGGUGUGCCUGGGCUGUGCUGCUCAAAAGCCGCAGCUCCCAGGCUGACAGAGGCCUCUUUGAGGAGGAGCCAGGUGCAAGACAGUUUAUACAGCCAUAUAGCCACAGACCCAGAUCCUUUUUCUUCAGAAGUUUCAAGAAAUUCUUAGCAGUCCACUGAUGAUUUCAAUUAUGCUUCUCCAUGUGGUCCUUCUGCUCAUGCAUUAUGUUCAAGUGUCCUUCAUCCCAGGUUCAGAGAUGCUGCCUUUCUCGAUAAGAAGACGUCUGACCUAGUGGGUUGGUCAAUGUAUUUAAACAUCGCAGAUGGGAUAAACCGCUUUUGUUAUUAGCUCACCCUCUUCUGGUUUUAGCCCUUACGUUCUUUGUACAUGUGAACUUCUGUUGUCUCCUUAUGACUUGAUUGACUCUGAAAUGAGGACAACUCUUUUGGUGAAUGAUAUCCUUUGUGCUCUUUGCUGUUUCUCUGCUGCUGUCUCUGCAAUUCUCCUCUCACUGGUUGCAGGCUCUCAUAGUAAGGUUUGGCGAGAGAUUUUCCAAACUUCAUGUUUUGGAUUCUAGGCUGUUUACCCCUCAUUCUGUGAAAUGUGUUAGCAUGUGUUCGCUUAAGAUGACUAUUCCUUGUGAGCCAGUUAAUGAUGAUAUUCUACGCCCUUCCCUUCUAAGCUGUAGUUCAGGAAUCCAGCCCAUAUAGACAGACUCGUGCUUUUCAUGGUGUAGUCAAUGCCAAGUUAUGCAUCUGGGCAGGAAAAUCGACUCUUGCUUUUUGGGGGGCAUAAGUACGUAUGUGAAGUGUAGCACCCAAAAAGCGGCCUCUUUUUCAUCCCUUAAAGAAGGAGCAGUAACUGCAGCUUUUCUGUCCUUGUUGGCCUGCAGUUCCUGGAGAAAAAAGUGCUUCUUUGCUACUUGUCGAAGCCUCCCUCUGCAGUUGACAGGUCUACAGAGGAAACGAUGGUGUAGCAAGCAGAGCGUCAUCUCCAUUUGAAUACUGCCCUUGUUGGCCAGCGCCCCUGUCCUGGAGAUUUGUCCUGACAGUGCCACACACCCCCUUUUGUUCUCUCGAAGCAGGCAUCUCUGUCCCCAGACUGGCCUCGCAGUGCUGCUCUCAGAGGCCCUCCCCGCCAGGUCUCCUCAUUUGCCUCCGGUGCCAUCUGACGUCCCUUCCUCCCAGUGAGAGCGUGUGUUCCGUAGUCUCCCUGCUUCCCAAGGGCCAAACCGCUUCUCACUCAGGCUGGCGUCAUUUCAGGACAGGACCAAAGCCUGUGUGAGCCUUUUUAUUUUAAGUAAAAUGGUGCUUUUUUCCUUACUUCAAGAUAUUAUAUAUAAAUAAUAAUGUAAAUGACAUCUUUUCGUACAGAGCUGUUUGGGUAUUGCAUCACAGAGCUCACUAAAUCUACUAGAACAAUCUUGAGCUCUGGCUCCUGGCCCUGUCUGCAUGGAGACCUUGCUGGAAGCCCUCAGGAGAGCAGAGGGGGACAGCACCAGAAGCCACUGGGAGAAGUAUUUGAUUUGAGUCUGUGUCUGGGUCACAGCAGUAUUUACUGUUUUGUCACUAGGUCCCGUGAACGAUCUCUUCCUAUUUUUCUUACGGUCUGGAAUGUACUGACUAAAUCUCUGUUAGCAAACUGAAGUACUCUUCCCCUUAGGUAGCAUCACAGUGUUAAUUUUUUCCUCAGGAUCAUUUGUGUACGCUUUCGUCACUGUCGGAGGGGACUGGUUCUUUCCCUGGGGUUGUGACCCUCCCUCACUGUGGCGGAGGGCGUGCAGGCGGAUAAAGGAAGAGCUGGUUCUGAGAGGGGCUCCAGUGUGCAGGAAGUAGGCGAGGGGCUGGCCAUCUCUUCCGGGUGGGACACCUCUCUGAGCCUCCUGCUGGGCCGCUUUCUCUUCUAGAAUUUAUGCUGCUGGUCCUCCUGCAGGUCUUAGCGCACAGACAUCAUGCCUUUCUUUCCCUCCCUGAGGCGGGUUGGCAGAAUAAUGACAAGGUAAUCCCUGCUGCGGCCCAGCCCCUCUCGGCUCUUUCAGUCAGCCUGGUCAGAGAACUCAGACUCGAGAAUUGCUGCAACUCUUUGGUAUUAAGUAUUUUAAUUGAUGAUGGGCCUUUUGUAAGUAGCACUAGCUCUUUUUAAAUGAAGUCAGACUGGGCUAAGGAUGCACUUUCCUGUAAUCUCGUGGAUGCAGUAGUGCCAGUGAGGCCUCAGUAGGCUCCUUAGUUGCUGCUUUACCCUGUGAGGGCCGAGGAGACUAACUUUGCCACGUUGCCACAUCUCUGAAAAGUUGCCAUAUUCGGCCAGAAGGGGCUACUUUCCUCAUCCUUCAGCCAUGUGCCUGGAGGGGCCGUCUGGGCUCUUGCACUUGGCCCGCCCUUUCCUCGUCAGGGACAGACUCGGCGUGCUAACGGCCGUGCAAGGGCAGGCUUUCUUUCCACCCCAUCUUCGGAGGGAGACCUCUUUCCCUUGCUUCUUGCCUCUGUUCACGCCUGUUGUCUUGGAAAAGGAUGGUCCCUUUGUCUUAGAGGUUUGUGAUUAAGGCAUCUCCAGUUAGGAUUGGCACCUGUUUGCUUCUUAAUAGGGCCUGGUGGCCUUCCUGAAGUCACAGGUGGUCAGGAGCCCUCUGAUGUGCAGAACAUCUGGUCCAUUUACCUGCCAGGCUGGGUGGUUCUACUGCUUUCUACAUCUCUAAGAACCUCUUUUUUUCUUAAAGAGUUCUGCAGAAUUAUUUGACGAUAUACGUAAGUACCAUGUUUCCUUGUGGUAUACACUCUGUUCUGGUUUUUGUUUUUAAAUCAAAUGCCUGUUUGAGAGGAGAUGAACGUAUUUAGUCUAUUAGAUUUGCGCUGCUGGAUUUUUUUUAAAGUGUAACCUUGACUAGCUGUCUUAUUGUUUAUCCUGUAAGAUUAGUCUGUCAAUUAAAGUUUGAUAAUUAAUUGCG